CUCAAGAGAACACACCUCCUCCUCCGAAGAGUCCUCUGAAGCAGAAGACUCAUCCGAAGAAGAAGAAGACUUCUCUGAAGGAGGAGGAGGAGGAGAUACCUAAGAAGAAGAAGAAGAAGAAGAAGAAGAAGAAGAAGAAGAAGACUCUUCCGAAGGAGGAGGAGGAGGUGCCGAAGAAGAAGAAGAAGAUGAUGAUAACCCUCUCAGCAAUGUUUGUUACCUCCACAAACGUGAAUAUCUUAAGCAAUUCCAUAAAAGAACAACAGAAAAUGUCUGGAGAAGACUCCUCAGAGGAAGACGACACCUCAGAAGAAGACGCCUCAGAAGGAGGAGAAGAUGAAUACCGUCUUAAUAAUGUUUGUUUCCUCCACAAUCUCGAAGAUCUUCAGCUUUGGUGUUCCUCACAAAACACUAGUAUAAUACGACAUGUCAGUUUCCCGCGUUCCCUCAAGAAAUUGACGUUAAGAAAUACUUAUCUUCGUUGGGAAGACAUGAAGACAAAGAUAGGUUCAUUGCCCGUUCUUCAAGUUCUCAAGCUGAAAAAGAAUUCCUUCAUUGGCUCUAAGUGGAAAACAUUUGAAGAGCAAUUCUUGAAUCUCAAGUUGUUGUUGAUUGAGGAUUGUGAUGUAGAGCGGUGGAUCACACACGACGCCCACUUUCCACGCCUUGAGCACCUUCAUCUUCGGUAUGCAGAGAGGCUGAGGGAGAUUCCUUUGUGCAUGGGAGACAUCUCCACACUUCAGACAAUUAUGUUGGAAGAUUGUAGUAAUGCAGUAAUGGAUUCAGCUCAAAAAAUUAAGGACGAACAACAAGAAUGCGGAAAUGAAGACCUUCAAAUCUCUGUUGCCUGAAGAAUUUGUCAGUUCAUUGUAGGAGUUUUUCUCAUAUUCAAGAAGAAACAACCGAACACUUAAUAUCAGACCUACUACGAGCAAAGUUCUGAGACAAGACAACUAAUGAAAUAGUUUUUGGAGCAGUACUCGAGCAUAAUAAAAGGAGAGAAACCGCGGUGAUCAAGCCCCUAGACCAUGGUAUUGCUCACUCGAUUGUCAAAACAUUCAGUCUCAACCCAUGCAUAUAGAUCUAAUUUUUCAUACUUUACUCUUUGUUUAUCUCUUACUAAACUCAAUAAAUAUCAUUUUCGUAA
Molecule: messenger RNA, 1147 nt
Organism: Salvia hispanica
Lineage: Eukaryota; Viridiplantae; Streptophyta; Magnoliopsida; Lamiales; Lamiaceae
Product: putative late blight resistance protein homolog R1A-4
Source: RefSeq, a predicted model, not a curated record